UUCACUGCGUGUGGAAAUGAAAGCUUUCUUACUCUGUGGACAGACUUAAACAGUCAAAAUAGUCCCACAAGGAUCCACCAUUUCUGCGUUUCUUACACACUACCUCUCUCUCUCUCAUCCUGAGGGAGAAACUUCAUACUUGAUUGAACCCACAAUGCUCUUCUCCUUCAUCCCUUUCUUCUUCCUCCUCUGCAACACCCCCUUCUUGACCUCCAACCCCAUUAUUCCCCUCCACCACAAUCGUCGGAUACUCCACCAACCCUUUUAUCCUCUUGACUCCUUCCCUCCAACCCCAUCCCCAUCUUCCUCUCCCCCUCCUCAACAUCCCAAAUUCCCCUUCUCUUCUGGUUCCAACAACCAACCAUUCUUCCCGUCUUACCCUUCUCCCCCUCCCCCUCCCCCUCCCAUUCCUUCCUCCGUCACAUUCCCUGCUAACAUCUCCUCUCUCAUCUUCCCCCAAUCCCCUCACCACAAACCUUUCUCUCCAAAACUAGUAAUACUCACUGUGAUCCUCUCUCUCGUCACCAUCUCCUUCAUUGUCGCAUUUGCCGUUCUCGUCUACUGCAGAAGACACAACAGCAGCAGUGGCAGCAGUUUUACCAAUGGCAAGACCUCCAGAUCCGACAGCCACCGCUUGUUUCCGGCGAACAGAGCCCCUUCUGACUCCCACCAUCAUAGGGUCCGUGGCAUCUCUGCAACCAGCUCUGAGUUUCUCUAUCUGGGUACUCUUGUAAACACUCGUCGAGUCGAUAGUGAUGGUGAUGGUGAUGGUGAUGGUGAUAGUGAUGGAUCCAGUGCGGGUGCCGGAGCUCCGCUGAAGCUGGGCUCCCCUGAGCUCCUCCCGCUACCACCGCUGUCAAGGCAUAAUUUCAGUCACAGUUUUGAAAAUGUUAGAGAGGGUUCGUCGGAAAAUGAGGAAGAAGAAGAGUUUUACUCGCCGAGAGGCUCUGUUGGUAGUAAGGACUGCUCAGCUGUUACUGGAUCGAGCUCAAGAAGAAUGUUUCAAGGUGUGGUUGCAGAGAAUUUUGAAAGCAGGAGCUCGUACUCGAGUACUCCCUCUUACCCUUCUUCGAAUUUGGCAUCUGGGAGUCCUCCUUCUCCGCCGGUUAGCAUCAGCUCAAGAAGCUCAAAGUCAAAAUCUCCAGAAUUUGUGACCAAGUUGCCUCCUCCACAACCUCCACUGCCGCCUCCGCGUUCAUUGACUCCGUCGCCAUCGUCUUCCGGGGAAGGUUCGGAGAUCAUGAGUUUACCUGGAAGAAAUUCUUUGGAGAAGAUCACAGUGUCUCCUGCAAGAAGUUCGUCGGAGAAGAACCCAAAUUCGCCGGCAAGAAGCACAGUGGACAUGAACUCACUGUCGCCGGCGAGGAAUUCGGACGUUUCGCAGCAAAAGCAACAAUCGCCAGAGAGGAAUUUGGAUACUCGUCAGCAGAAUCUGCAAUGUCCGGCAAAAAUAGGCAAUGUUUCCAGGCAGCCCGCAUCUGUACCACCACCUCCGCCGCCGCCUCCUCCACAUAGAUUCUGGGUUGCCCCCAUUCAUGCUCAGCCGAUCUGUGAACCCGUUGGUAUGCCUCCAGAGCUUGGUGUUCCUUUCAGAGUUGUAGGGUUGCAGAUGCCUAAUGCAUGUUCUCCAGAUGAAUUGACACAUAAUUUAGAUUCUGUGGAAAAAAAUGAGGAAACUCCAAAACCAAAAUUGAAGCCUUUGCACUGGGACAAGGUCCGAGCGAGCUCUGAUCGUGCCAUGGUGUGGGAUCAGCUGAAAUCGAGUUCCUUUCAAUUGAAUGAAGAGAUGAUUGAGACACUGUUUGUUGUAAACGCCACAAACUUGACCUCGAAGGAGUUGACUCGGCCUCAAGCUUCUCCCUUGCCAAACCAAGAGAAUAGGGUACUUGAUCCGAAGAAGUCUCAGAAUAUUGCAAUCUUGCUGAGGGCACUCAAUGUGACUGUAGAAGAAGUCUGUGAAGCCCUUUGGGAAGGUAGUGCCGAUACCUUGGGGACAGAACUUCUUGAAAGUCUAUUGAAGAUGGCUCCAACCAAAGAGGAAGAAUGUAAAUUGAAAGAGUACAAAGAUGAUUCACCAUACAAACUUGGCCCUGCAGAAAAAUUUCUUAAGGCAGUGCUUGAUAUUCCUUUUGCGUUCAAGAGAGUGGAUGCAAUACUUUAUAUAGCCAAUUUUGAUCCAGAGGUUGAGUACUUAAAGAAGUCAUUUGAAACUUUGGAGGCAGCAUGUGAAGAAUUGAGGAACAGCCGGAUGUUUUUAAAGCUUCUAGAAGCUGUUCUUAAGACUGGAAACCGUAUGAAUGUCGGGACCAAUCGUGGGGAUGCCCAUGCCUUCAAACUUGACACUCUCCUUAAGCUUGUUGAUGUAAAGGGUACUGAUGGGAAGACCACACUAUUGCAUUUUGUUGUACAGGAAAUCAUAAGAGCUGAAGGCUCUCGUCUUUCUGCUGCAAAUCAAAGUCAGACUCCUGGAAACCCCCAGCAGCCCACUUUUCAGGAGGAUGUUGAAUUAAGGAAGCUUGGCCUGCAGGUUGUUGCCAGCCUCAGUGGGGAGUUAACCAAUGUGAAAAAAGCUGCUGCAAUGGAUUCUGAGGUGCUUAGCAGUGAUAUCUCGAAGCUUGCUAGGGGGUCUGGGAAUAUUAGUGAGGUUAUCAGAUUGAAUAAAGCCAUGGGAUUGGAGGAUAUCCAUUGCAGAUUCUCUGAAUCAAUGAAAUCAUUCUUGAAAAGGGCUGAGGAGGAUAUCAUGCAGGUACAAGCCCAAGAGAGUGUUGCUCUCUCAUUGGUAAAAGAGAUUACCGAGUAUUUCCAUGGGAAUUCAGCGAAGGAAGAAGCCCAUCCCUUCAGGAUAUUUAUGGUGGUGAGGGACUUCCUGUCCAUUCUUGAUCAGGUCUGCAAGGAAGUCAGGAAGAUCAAUGAUAGAACAAUAGUGAGUUCAGCCCGACAAUUUCCAGUACCAGUAAAUCCGAUGAUGCAGAAAGUUUUUCCUGGAUUUAAUGCUCGUCAACGGUGCAGUUCCUCUGACGAUGAGAAUUCAUCAACAUCAGAGCAUUAGAAUACUGUAUAACUUUCAUUCCCACAAAUAACUAAAACCACUGGUGGACACAGAAGAGCUCGAGUCUCUGGCUACCGCUGGAUGUUUAAACUAAGAUCACUUUACUGCACUUGUAGUAGCCCAGGUAAAAGUUUUUGGAAUUGUUUCACCCUGUCUGUAAUAUACAGAAGAAAUUAUCUCUGGGAAGAAUAAGGCGGUUUCAAUUGA
This is a messenger RNA of Macadamia integrifolia, 3256 nucleotides long. RefSeq names its product formin-like protein 1. Bases 155 to 3049 code for a protein of 964 amino acids. Gene Ontology annotation, molecular function: actin filament binding. The record is from RefSeq and is a predicted model, not a curated record. NCBI's taxonomy places the organism in Eukaryota, Viridiplantae, Streptophyta, Magnoliopsida, Proteales, Proteaceae. Gene Ontology annotation, biological process: actin cytoskeleton organization; actin nucleation. The transcript is spliced from 4 exons.